Molecule: messenger RNA, 2409 nt
Organism: Vicia villosa (hairy vetch)
Lineage: Eukaryota; Viridiplantae; Streptophyta; Magnoliopsida; Fabales; Fabaceae
Product: subtilisin-like protease SBT1.7
Exons: 1
Coding region: 64-2346 (760 amino acids)
Biological process (GO): proteolysis
Molecular function (GO): serine-type endopeptidase activity
Source: RefSeq, a predicted model, not a curated record
UCCAUUUCUCUCACAAUUCCAUCUCAAUACUUACAAACAAAGCUAUCUAACAUAGAAACACUUAUGAAGUCCCUCAUUGUCAUUCUUAUUGUGAUUCUGAGUGUGUGUCAUGUGUCUUUGGCAAGAACAAAGAAUAAUGAAAAUAAGAAGAUUACUUACAUUGUUCAUGUUGCGAAAUCCACAAUGCCAUCAAGCUUCCGCCACCAUUCAAUCUGGUACAAAUCAGUUCUGAAGUCGGUAUCCCAGUCAGCUGAAAUACUUUAUACCUAUGAUGAGGCAAUAAAUGGAUUCUCCACUACUUUGACAGUUGAAGAACAUCGGUUACUAAAGAGCCAACCGGGGAUUCUAAAGGUGACACCAGAUAAAAUGUACAAACUCCACACAACUCGGACACCAAAGUUUCUCGGGCUCGAUAAAAUUUCUAGCUUGCUCCCUACGCUAGAUAAAAGUAGUGAUGUAAUUGUGGGAGUCCUUGACACAGGUAUAUGGCCCGAAAGCAAGAGCUUCGACGAUACUGGAUACGGGCCAAUUCCGCACAAUUGGAAAGGAAAAUGUGAAACAGGUACAAAUUUUACAACAUCUAAUUGUAAUAAGAAAUUGAUUGGUGCUAGGUUCUAUCGAAAGGGUUUCGAGGCUUCUAUAGCUCCAAAUGAUGAACGUAUCCGGUUUUUAUCACCUCGAGAUGAUGAUGGCCAUGGAACCCACACUGCAAGCACAACUAUAGGAUCUCCGGUGGAAAACGCGAGUCUUUUUGGCUUAGCCAAUGGGACUGCACGUGGGAUGGCCAUUGGCGCUAGAGUUGCAAUGUACAAGGUUUGUUGGAUAGAAUUAUGUAGCGGUUCUGAUAUAUUGGCUGGGAUAGAUCAGGCCAUUGCCGACAACGUCAAUAUUCUUUCAUUGUCGCUUGGAGAGAUACCAUAUAAAUACUUCAAGGAUAAUUUAGCAAUUGGAGCCUUUGCAGCAAUGGAGCAUGGCAUUCUAGUCUCAUGCUCUGCGGGCAACUUUGGUCCUCGUUCUUGGAGUGUCACCAAUAUAGCACCAUGGAUUACAACUGUGGGAGCUGGAACACUAGAUCGAGAUUUCCCUACAUACGUUAGUCUUGGAAAUGGAAAAAAUUAUUCAGGCGUGUCCUUUUAUAAUGGCAAUUCCUUGCCCGAAACUCUUGUGCCGUUCAUAUAUGCAGGAAAUGCAAGCAGUGAUGAAGGAAAAGGUGAUGGAACAUGUGCUCCAGGCAGUUUGGACCCAAAAAAAGUAGCGGGAAAGAUUGUUUUGUGUGAUCCUGGAAAGAUUGGAAGGGUGGAAAAAGGAAAUAUAGUGAAAUCUGUUGGUGGUUUGGGCAUGGUGUUUGCCAACAAUGAGAAGGGUGGAGAAAUACUUACGCCUGAUGCACAUAUUUUUCCAGCAACUGCCGUUGGCUUCACAAAUGGCGAAGCCAUCAAGAAAUACUUAUUUUCUGAUCCAAAACCGACGGGUACAAUUGUGUUUGAAGGAACAAAGCUUGAGGUUGAGCCGUCUCCUGUUGUUGCUGAUUUCAGCUCACGAGGACCCAAUUUGAUAACGCCGCAAAUAUUGAAGCCCGAUUUAAUUGCACCGGGCUUCAACAUCUUAGCAGCAUAUCCAAAUAAUUUGAGUCCUACAGGCUUGACUUCAGAUCCUAGGCGCGUCGAUUUUCAAAUUAUGUCAGGCACAUCAAUGGCAUGCCCACAUGUAAGUGGACUAGCAGCUUUGCUCAAAUCGGUUCAUCCAGACUGGAGCCCAGCUGCCAUUCGAUCUGCGUUGAUGACAACAGCUUAUACGGCUUAUAAAAACAAUCAGACAUUAUUGGACGGUGCAACGAAAAAGCCAGCGACUCCGUUUGAUUUUGGUGCUGGACAUGUUGAUCCGGUCUCCGCGCUAAAUCCCGGGCUUGUCUAUGAUUUGAGAGUGGAUGACUACUUGAGUUUCCUCUGUGCAGUGAACUAUUCAUCAGCUCAAAUUGAAAUUGUGGCGAGGAGAAAAUACACAUGUGACCCAAAGAAACAAUACAGUGUAACAAAUCUUAAUUACCCUUCUUUUGCUGUGGUCUUUACAGGUGAGCACAAUGAAAUUAAACACAGUCGGACUCUUACCAAUGUGGGUACGGAAGGAACAUACAAGGUAUCUGUUAAGUCAGAUGUUCCAUCUGUCAAGAUCUCGGUUGAACCAGAAGUGUUAAGUUUUAAGAAAAAUGAGAAAAAAACAUACAUAGUUAAAUUUUCUACAUCAACUUCCAAACAAAAUAUUACUCAAAGUUUUGGAAGUUUGCAAUGGUCUGAUGGAAAAACUGUUGUUAGAAGUCCUAUAGCAUUUAGGUGGAAAAUAGAGUAAAAGCUUGAUGUGUUAUUGUUAUGAAUAUAUUGUAAUAAUAUAAUAAAACAUUAUGUCUGUAUA